CGAGAGAGAAAGAAAAAUGACCACGAGAAUCCGUUGAUGAAAUUGUCUAAAAAAAGAAAAUAAAUAAGUUGUCCGAAGGUCUUUAAAUAGCAUUUGGAAAUUCUGAAUUUUUAAAUACCACACUGACCAUGUAUAUAAAUAGGACUCUACAAAUGACCACUACAAGCGAACUCUUAUAUAGCCAUUGUACGUACAUUGAAUCCUUAAAAGUCGGCUUUUACUCAGACGGUAAUAAUGGAUAAAUUCACAAGUUUCCUGAGUGGCGCCCAGAGUCUGGCAGGUGCUUUAGGAACAAAUGGCGAAGGACAGUUUGAUCGAGGAAAUGGAAAAAUCGUCAAGUGGUCCUUCAAAGGUCACAUCAUGGGGUUUGAGUGGAAGUACAUAGGGAUCUGUAUAGACCAGGCGACGGGGGAAACAGCCACGGCCGUAAAACAGAGCAGGGACGGCUCCAUCGAGCACUCCAUGCGGGAUCUGUUCCAGAAACUGGCCGCAAGGGGAGCGCUAUAAAGAGCCCCAUAGACAUUUCAUGAGGAUAUAUAUGUGGCUCAAAGUUUAGUUAAGAGCAUGGACUGGAUAUAAUUUUGUUGCAUUUUAGUUCGUGGGCACUAGACAUUCAGAAGUUUAUGCUAAUUUUAACUUACUUCUAUACUUCUUUUUCCCGGUGAGCACUCAACAAGUAAAUGCUCAAGAAAUAUGUAUUUGUGUGUGUUUCUGGAAUUUGUAAAUAAUUCAAAUAAGAUGUAAGAACGAUUAAGUUAAUAUGCAUACAUGUACACAUUACAAUUAUUCAUUUGAUGAAAAUUAAAUAUGAAUUCUUUAUUCUAGCAUGGACAUGUGAAUUAUUUGAAAUCUUUUCAUAUAGUUUUAAGAUUCUAAGUCUGACUCUGUUUAAAAUGUGAAUAUAUAUUUUAGAUGGUAUUUUUGUUUUGACAGGAUGUAAAU
This is a messenger RNA of Saccostrea cuccullata (small rock oyster), 942 nucleotides long. RefSeq lists its product as uncharacterized. The transcript is spliced from 3 exons. NCBI's taxonomy places the organism in Eukaryota, Metazoa, Mollusca, Bivalvia, Ostreida, Ostreidae. The record is from RefSeq and is a predicted model, not a curated record. The coding region runs from base 235 to 507 and encodes 90 amino acids.